Molecule: messenger RNA, 1139 nt
Organism: Physella acuta
Lineage: Eukaryota; Metazoa; Mollusca; Gastropoda; Physidae
Source: RefSeq, a predicted model, not a curated record
AUGCCUAAAUAUUUUAUGGAGCUGUUCUUGAUGCCCAAAACGACCUCUGCUGCCUCGCCUAGUAUCAUCUACUUCAAUAGCUCAGGUGUCACCGUGGCGGGCUGGAGGGAGAUCUGCAAGAGCCCGCUGCCGUGUGUUGGUCUGGUUGAUGUCGCUGAGGGAUUCGUCCCCCACACAGGGAGAUCCUGGUACGUUGGCCUCAACAGCCUGUCCCUGUCCGGCGUGACCGCUGCUGCCUCGAGCUCACACCGCUCCACCGCCCGGCACGCGCCCGUCACGGAGCGCUUGACGAGCAGACGGGAGUCGUCUGUAAACUACAUUCAGGCGACCGCAUCUCCUGACGUCGUCGUCGACUCGCUCCCACCACCAGCAGACGAUAUACCAAACGAGCUGCCUCCGAUCGUUUUAUCCGACGAACCCAGCCUGAAAAUGUUCAACAACUCCCCACCUAGCUCGCCCCUGUCCCGGUUCGCUUCCUCGCCCCCUAGCAGCGCCUCAAACCUGUUUACCCUCAACCACCAAGAAGCCGCGGCCAUGGUCCGCGACGUCCAGAAAGACGAAGACUCCCGCCACUGCUACAUCCUCAACCUUAAACUUCGACCUUUGUUCAGCGAUGACGUCAUAUCCGGCUCGUGUCUCCGGAAGGUACCCCGCCUCGUCAACGGGAUUCCCCUGGGCGCCGGGUACCUCUCCCGCGACCAGCUCGGCGCCAUCAAGUGGCGUCUGCUGGAGGGCGGGAACUCGGAGCUGACCUUCAUCUCGACCCCGCUCUUGAGGGAGGAGGCCGAGGAGUGCCGGAACACCCUCCGGGACCGGCUGGUCAAGCAGGCCCAGGCGGUGUUCGGUGACGUCACGGUCAAGGCCAAUCUGACCCUCUCCAGGUGUUUGGACUUUGGGGAAGAUUUUCUCCUCAAUGAUAUAGCGGUCAACGUAGGGGAGGGGUUGCAGUUCAGGGACUGACCUUUGGUUAGGUUAGGUUAGGUUAAGUUGGUUAGGUUAGGUUGGGUUGGGUUAGAUUAGGUUAGGUUAGGUUACGUUAGGUUGGGUUGGGUUAGAUUAGGUUAGGUUGGGUUAGGUUAGGUUAGGUUGGGUUAGGUUGGGUUAGGUUGGGUUAGGUUAGGUUAGAUUAGAUUAGGCUA